Cydia fagiglandana is the source of this 1291-nucleotide messenger RNA. Its product is annotated as deoxycytidylate deaminase. The record is from RefSeq and is a predicted model, not a curated record. The coding region runs from base 104 to 682 and encodes 192 amino acids. The transcript has 5 exons. Lineage: Eukaryota; Metazoa; Arthropoda; Insecta; Lepidoptera; Tortricidae. Gene Ontology annotation, cellular component: cytoplasm. Gene Ontology annotation, molecular function: zinc ion binding; hydrolase activity.
GAUAGUGACAUUCAUUUGGCCCGUUGAGACGUUUUGAUUUAACACUGCUGGAAUUAAUUCAACGUGGUCUUUUUCCUUAGUAAAUAUUCAUUAUUUUAAAACAAUGGAUCUCGCUGAAAUGACUGCUAAUAUGUCUUUACAAAAUAUAAACAGCAGCGUUCAGAAGAAACGAGAAGACUACAUCGACUGGCGAGAGUAUUUCAUGGCAACGGCAUUUUUGGCCGCAAAACGUAGCAAGGAUCCCAGCUCGCAAGUCGGUGCUUGCGUUGUCAAUAAAGACAACAAAAUAGUUGGCAUUGGAUAUAAUGGGAUGCCCAUGGGUUGUAGCGAUGAUGUGUUCCCAUGGGGAAAGAAUACUCCAUCUCCUUUAGAUAGCAAAUAUCUGUAUGUAUGCCAUGCAGAAAUGAAUGCCAUAGUCAACAAAAAUUCAGCAGACGUCAAAGACUGUACCAUAUACGUCGGUCUUUUCCCCUGCAACGAAUGUGCCAAAAUAAUCAUACAGUCGGGGAUCAAAGAGGUGAUUUACCUGUCGGACAAACACGCACACAAGCCUGAGACGGUCGCCUCGAAACGGAUGUUUGAUGCUUCUGGCGUCAAAUAUUGGCAAUUUAAACCAAAGAGUGAGAAGAUUGAAAUCAACUUCGGUGAUAUUGACUGGGACAGAAUGAGCCCUAGAAAAUGACGCAAAUGUAUUUAUUUAUACUAAUAAGGACAUUUAAUAGAUAUUUUUAAUAAUGUGUUACCAUAAUUUGGUACCUAAGAAUGUUUGAUAUUAUCUUUUAUGAAUAUAUUAUAAGUAUUAUGACAUUUAUAACACUUUAAACUCUCGCGUUUUGUACACAUAUUUAACUACACAAACGGGUCUACCGCGAUAUAAUUUCAUUGUUUUUACCUUUAAUUCAGUCUUUCCGUGACCACAGCCGGUGAACUCAGCUAAAACGUCGGAAUUAAAGGUAAAAACAAUGAAAUUAUAUCGCGGUAGACCCGUUUGUGUAAUUAAAUAUUAUGACAUUUUAUGAGAAAUAAAAUAAUUGAUUCAAUUUUGUAAAAUAAAAUUUUAUUACUUUAUGUACACAAUGACAGAGGUACAAAUACUUCGGUCACACAACUGAAUAGGAAAACAAUGACUGUUCUUAACACAAUUAUGUCGUAAUUGGAGUACAAAUAAACGAUUAACAUGUGCAUGUUAAGUUCCAGCACAACCAGUGUGCAUUUAAUGACAAUUUGGUGUAUCCAAUUAUUUAAUUAUUGUCAAACUUUACACAUAAAUAUAAUGUCUGAAAAAAAGAAA